AUGGCACGCCCUCCGCCACGACUGCUAGCACUCGCUUUUGGGGUAGUUCUCACAAUCAUCGUCCUGUACCGCAACAUGGGCCGCCCUUCAGUGCCACGACUGAACAGCAACCCUCUUUCCACCUCUGUUGACGACCUUGCCCAUAUCUCACCAAACAUGCAGAAGGGAGAUGCUAUUAUGGGACAUCUGGGCAACGAAACACUCAAAGCAGAGCUUGGCCGGGCUGCAUGGAAGCUGUUUCACACAACGAUGGCACGCUUCCCCGAUCAGCCAUCUGAAGAAGAGAGUGCCGCUCUGAAAAGCUACAUUUACCUCUUUGCACGCCUAUAUCCUUGUGGAGAAUGCGCUUCCCACUUUCAGAAGAUCCUGAAGAAGUAUCCACCACAGACCUCUUCUCGGUCUGCUGCUGCUGCUUGGGCGUGCCACGUACAUAACGAAGUAAACAAAUCCAAGGGCAAGCCCGUGCUCGAUUGUGCAAACAUUGAAGGCUUCUAUGAUUGUGGCUGUGGAGAUGACGAGAUGGAGAAGAAAUCCAAAGUAGAAGACAAAGCAGAGAUGAGCGAGUCAUCGAAAACAAAAAUGGCGCAGGAUGGCAGGGACCUAAAUGUUGAUCAUUUCAAGUUGAUUCAGAUUGCCAAAGAAGGUCCUACAAAUGGUGGGUGA
Messenger RNA from Endocarpon pusillum Z07020, 663 nucleotides. RefSeq lists its product as uncharacterized. Lineage: Eukaryota; Fungi; Ascomycota; Eurotiomycetes; Verrucariales; Verrucariaceae. The coding region runs from base 1 to 663 and encodes 220 amino acids. Gene Ontology annotation, molecular function: flavin-dependent sulfhydryl oxidase activity; flavin adenine dinucleotide binding. The transcript has a single exon. Gene Ontology annotation, cellular component: mitochondrion. The record is from RefSeq and is a predicted model, not a curated record.